Molecule: messenger RNA, 574 nt
Organism: Emiliania huxleyi CCMP1516
Lineage: Eukaryota; Haptophyta; Isochrysidales; Noelaerhabdaceae
Exons: 3
Coding region: 11-574 (187 amino acids)
Biological process (GO): regulation of DNA damage checkpoint
Cellular component (GO): nucleus
Molecular function (GO): DNA binding
Source: RefSeq, a predicted model, not a curated record
AAAACGACCGAUGACGACCGAUCUCUCCGACUACGAGAAGGAGCGGCUCGCAAACAUAGCGCGGAACCAGAAGGUGCUCGAGAGCCUAGGCCUCGUCCGCAGGGACGCGGAGCUCCACGAGAGCAUCCGCAGUAAAGAGGCGCCGAAGAAGAAGCGCAAGGCUGACCCAGAGUCUGCCGAUGCCGUGAGGGCGGCUGUGCGGCGGUCGGCGCGACUCGCCGGGGCUCCGGCCUCCAGACAGGGCCUCCUGUCGCCCAGCGCUGGCGACUCCAGCACGGCCGGCAAGUCCAGCAGUGCCGACCACAGUGAGGCGCAGGCGGACUAUGAACGCUGGAGUGGCAAGCAAGCCCGCGCCACCAUCGUGGGCACGGCGUCGUACGCACACACCCUCAUGAGGGCGAUCGAGCGCGCGUGCGGCCAGCACGCCGUCGCAAAGAUGAAGCUCUUCGCUACGAUUCUGGCGCUCGAGGGCUACGUCGGGCUCGCGGAGGACGCGUCGGCCGCGUACGAGCGGCUCCGGGAGCGGCUGGGUGCGCCGUGUGAGGUCCGCGAGGGGGAGGAGGCGGAGUCGUGA